Molecule: messenger RNA, 458 nt
Organism: Strongylus vulgaris
Lineage: Eukaryota; Metazoa; Nematoda; Chromadorea; Rhabditida; Strongylidae
Source: the annotation of a GenBank genome assembly
AUGGACUGGCUGAUCAGUCACGAAGGAGAAGAAAUUCCUUUACCCUCUGAUGAGCAUCCUCCUAUCGAAGAAAGGAAAACAGAGUCGUUUGAAGAUAAAGAACAUCCAUUCACAGAGGCAGGAAAGACAGGGUCGCCUGAACUUACGGAGCAUACUCCUGGCAGUUAUAAAUGCAAUGAUUGCAACAAAUUGUUUCGUGAUGAAGGAUCAAUGAUGUUUCAUGCGGCUAAAUCGGGACAUGAGAAUUUCUCAGAAAGUGAAGAGGUGAUUGCGCCGCUUACUCCAGAGGAGCGCGCUAAGAAAACUGCUGAAAUCCGCGAGAAAAUCAGAGCUGUGCGCGCUAAGAAAGAAGAACAGGAGAAAAAAGAACAGAUUGAGAAGGAACGGCGACGUCGUGAGGAAGGAAAGAAAAUGUUGGAAAAUAGGGAAAAACAGAAGGAAAAUGAACUGAGGUGAUG